AUGAAACGGCUCGACCGAACGGAUCCCACCUUCGUGCCGGGGGUGGCAACCUUCGUGACGUUUUUUGUCCCGACGCCGUGGUCGGUGUUCGGCCCCAGCCGCCGCUGCCUCUCCUCCUUCUUCCCGGACACCGAUCCAUGCCUUUUCGACCACGCGGUGCCACUCGUCGCACGCCGUGGCCUCCUUCUCGUGCAGAUUGGUGUCCAUGGCGAUUUCGGCUAUCAAUAUCGCCUUGCCAUGUGCAAUCUGCUUGCGGGCAAAUGCGAUGUGCUUCCCCUAGUAAGUGGUGGUCUGAAUUUCGGCAAAAGCGGCUACGCCAUCCUAACUGGUGCAGACUGCUCCCUAGAGCAGCAACCUUUGUUGUCAUCAUCAGGCUACUCGACCUUCUUCAAAGUGCUAAUCCUCGGCACCAUGUAUGAUGGGCUCGAUCCCUACUUGUACUCGUUCUCAUCCAGAGAGGCCACAUGGAGCAAGCCUAGAAAAAUAACUUUUGGACCCUAUGGGCAGAUGGGUGACUGUGGAUAUCCUGAUGCCGUCGUGUCUCGCGGCAAGGUGCAUUGGAAGGUUGGGUCCUGGUCAGUUGACGUGGACGCUGAGACGAAUCACAUCUCUCGUAUAAUGAUCAAGCCCUCGUUGAGUUAUUCCCGGACGUACGACGAGCCACAACUCACGGUCACCGCUAAUGGGAUGCUCUCGGUGUUAUUGCUAUCGAGGCCGGGUCUCAGGCUAGAGAUCUACACACGACAAGAUGAGAAAAAGAGUGAUCAUGGUGGUACUACCGAGUGGCUCCGUGCCGGCACUACCACAUUGAAACCAUCUGGGCGUAUGAAAAGAAGACCAAGGCCAAUAUGCUUAACCUUGUUAGGAGAUAAAAGUGGCACGAUGCUACUCAAGGAUAGCCAGAAGCAAAUUUAUAUGGCUGACCUUGAGACUGGAGUGACGGAGGAGUUGACUAACUGUUUGGAUGGGUUUAACCGUCGGAAGAUCAUAUUGUUGGAGAUGGACUGGCCUGCGUUAUUCAUUUCACAACUUUCUAGGUGGUAG
Messenger RNA from Triticum turgidum subsp. durum (durum wheat), 1044 nucleotides. The record is from the annotation of a GenBank genome assembly. NCBI's taxonomy places the organism in Eukaryota, Viridiplantae, Streptophyta, Magnoliopsida, Poales, Poaceae.